AUGAGUACAUUAGCAGCUUCAAGAGCGGAUAAAUUUUACUAUGGACCAAACUAUGAUCAUAAUUAAUUAUUUGAAUAAAUAAUAGGGUAUUUUGAAAGAUUAGAGAAAAAUCAAACUUCAAAAAAAAAUUAAUAUAAAAUUAAAAGUGGUCCUAAAAUAUGUUUUGAAAUGUUUAAAAUGUGGUCAUAUGAUAGAUCAUGGUUUUAGAUUUAAUGCAGCAUUGAGAGAAGGUAUAUUUUUAAAUAUUAUAUGAAUAAUAGUUGGUAAAUUCCAUAGUACAAUAAUAUUGUAAUGUUCAAUGUUUUGUUCUAGUAAAAAUGCAAUCGUUUGUAAGAAUAAUCAUGA
Molecule: messenger RNA, 345 nt
Organism: Paramecium sonneborni
Lineage: Eukaryota; Ciliophora; Oligohymenophorea; Peniculida; Parameciidae
Source: the annotation of a GenBank genome assembly